AUGGUAGAAUUCAAGGGUGGCUUUAAUUCUUUCUUGCUUCUUGUAUUUUUUCUUUCAUUUAACAUUGUUCUCUUUGUUCACGGCCAACCAUUGUCCGUAGUCAGUGACUAUGGAGGAAACACUAGCCAAAUCCAAACCUACAUCGUCCACGUAUCGAAGCCAAAAGGCUCAAAUUUCUUGGGCGCCGAGGAUUUAGAAAAUUGGCACAAGUCCUUUCUGCCCAACUCUACUCUAGACACAGGUGAACCACGGUUGCUUUACUCAUAUAAAGAAGCAAUUGGCGGGUUUGCAGCAAGAUUGACACCUGAAGAGGUGAGAGCCAUGAAGAAGAUGGAAGGAUUUCUAAGGGCGAAUCCAAGCCAACGGUUCGAGCUCCAAAGUACGUACACUCAUAACUUCCUAAACUUGAGCACGUUAUUUGGAGCUUGGUCCAUAGCAACUCUUUUUGGUGAGGGCAUCAUCAUAGGAGUGUUGGAUAUGGGGAUUCACUUGCCCCAUCCUUCUUUUGAUGAUGAAGGAAUGCCACCACGCCCAAAAGGAUGGAAUGCAAGUUGUAACUUUCAAAGGCCAUCUUGCAAUAAUAAGGUCAUUGGCGCCCAAACUUUCAAAUAUGGCCCUAGUACCAUUCCACCAAUUGACAAAGAUCAAGGUCAUGGUACACAUGUGGCUGGCAUUGCAGCAGGAAACUUUGUGGAUAAUGCGGAAGUCCUCGACCAAGCUCUUGGAAGAGCUGCAGGGAUGGCGCCAAAAGCAUUCAUAUCAGUGUACAAGGUGUGUUGGAUAGAUAUAGGUUGUGAUUCAAUUGAUGUCAUAGCAGGAAUAGACCAAGCAAUUCAAGAUGGGGUGCAUAUCCUCCAAAUGUCGAUUGGGCCAAAAACCUCCAUUGCCAGAUUCAUUUUGGAAUGGAUGAUGUUGCUAUUGGCACAUAUGCGGCGAUGCAAAAAGGGGAUCUUUCCUUGCGUAACUGCUGGCAACUAUGGCCCAAGCCAAGAGACAUUGGGUCGUGCUGCUCCAUGGGAUAUGGUUGUCGGUGCAACCACCACAGAUCGAAGAAUAAGAGCAACUGUGACACUCGGCAAUGGGCAAGAAUUCCAUGGAGAAACUGCCUAUCUAUCCAACACAGUUAUUGACAAGUUUCUUCCCUUGUUUUUUUCCAGGCAGCGGUGGGCAAAGUGA
Messenger RNA from Dioscorea cayenensis subsp. rotundata (Guinea yam), 1176 nucleotides. Its product is annotated as subtilisin-like protease 4. Gene Ontology annotation, biological process: proteolysis. Bases 1 to 1176 code for a protein of 391 amino acids. The record is from RefSeq and is a predicted model, not a curated record. Gene Ontology annotation, molecular function: serine-type endopeptidase activity. Lineage: Eukaryota; Viridiplantae; Streptophyta; Magnoliopsida; Dioscoreales; Dioscoreaceae. The transcript has a single exon.